Chanos chanos (milkfish) is the source of this 849-nucleotide messenger RNA. RefSeq names its product ADP-ribosyl cyclase/cyclic ADP-ribose hydrolase 1-like. The transcript is spliced from 8 exons. Lineage: Eukaryota; Metazoa; Chordata; Actinopteri; Gonorynchiformes; Chanidae. The record is from RefSeq and is a predicted model, not a curated record. The coding region runs from base 56 to 763 and encodes 235 amino acids. Gene Ontology annotation, biological process: positive regulation of B cell proliferation. Gene Ontology annotation, molecular function: NAD+ nucleosidase activity, cyclic ADP-ribose generating; phosphorus-oxygen lyase activity. Gene Ontology annotation, cellular component: plasma membrane.
GCUGAUAGAUUCUUCAGUGGUCACGGUCAUUUCAUCCAAGCAAAGCAGAGCAACAAUGUCGUGUGUUUCAUGCAAAUGUCUUGGCAUAGUUCUUGGUGUGGUUCUUCUCUGUGCCCUUAUUCUUGGGCUAAGCCUUGGAUUGACAUUAAAUGUCAAAUCGAUAGUUUUACGAAGAUGUGAAAGAUACAAAGUAGAGCACCCUGAAAGGUCGAGUGAGAUUGACUGUCAGAAGAUUUGGACCGCGUUUAAGGAUGCUCAUGUGGGGUGGUAUCCGUGUGAUGUUCCAGUGGAGAACUAUGACACUCUCAUGAGAGCACUCCCACGUUCCGACAUUCCAUGCGACAAUAGAUUGUUCUGGAGCAAAACUGAGAACAAACUAGGGAAGUUCAGAGAGAAGAAUAAGUCUAUGUGGACUCUGGGGGAUACACUGCUUGGAUCCAUAAUCACAAUCACAGGGUGCAGCGAAGACAGUCCCUUCUGGAAACGAGCCUCUGCCGACUUUGCAGCGUCUACAUGUGGCCACGCAGCUGUUCUUCUGAGCGCAUCCAUUGAUCCUCCAUACGAUCCAGACAGUAUUUUCGGAAGUGUUGAGGUGAAGAACUUAAACAGCGGUUCGGGUACAGUGCGCAGCCUGACAGCUUAUUUAGUUACUGAUGGCAAGACGACUACAGACUGCACUCAUGCAUCUUUAGACAACCUACGGAAUGACCUGAGGACCAAAAAUGUGGCAUUCAGCUGCCAAAAAAUUUCUUUAUCCAAAUAGACCCUGUCUUGGCUGCUAAUGAACUUGUCCAAUCAGCACCAAGAGAAACUGGGCAUCCACCAUGACUCACCCAAUCAGAUAAACCC